AUGCAAGAGCUUUGGCAGUCCGGCGUUCAUUGGGACGAGUCGAUUCCACAACAUAUUCAUUCGCGAUGGGUAAAAUUUAGAGCGCAACUAUACGAUUUAAAUCGAAUACAAAUGCCGCGGGGGGUCAGGCCCGAAUCCAACUCACGCUUUGUUCAGAUCCACGGGUUUUGCGACGCGAGUCAAAACGCUUAUAGUGCCUGUGUGUACAUUCGCACCAAGGUGGCCCCGGGGGAACAUCACUCUGAUUUGCUCUGUUCAAAGUCUCGGGUUGCCCCUCUCAAAGCCACAACGUUACCGAGACUCGAGCUCUCAGCAGUAUUACUCUUAGCCCGAUUAAUCUCGAAGGUUCACGAUUCAUUAGGCGUUCCCUAUCUUCCUAAGGUACUAAAGUGGUCCGUCUUUGUGGCCAAUAGAGUCGGCAAGAUCCAGUGCCUCACCGAAAGCAAGGAUUGGCGUCACGUGGCAUCAUCCCAAAACCCGGCCGACAUUUUUUCGCGUGGAUUAGGCCCCGGCGAGUUAGCCGAUUUGAGCUUGUGGUGGCACGGGCCGCCCUUCCUGCAAACGAACGAUGACCUUUGGCCCACGGGGACAUUUGCGCGAUUAGAGGAAAAUCUUCCUGAGCUGCGGAAAACGGCAGUCGCCGCCACCCGCCCCGCGUCGCCAUCUGAAUUCAUCACUCCCAACGAGUUAUCGCAUGCCUUGAAGGUCAUUUGCAAGGAUGUACAGAGGCAGGAAUUUCCCAUUGAACAGGAGUCUUUACGCAGGGGAGAGACUAUCCCGCAAUCGAACAGAUUGCUGUCUCUUUCGCCCUUCAUGGAUGAAAAAGGUUUAAUAAGAGUGGGGGGCAGAUUGCGAAAUUCUCAGCUUCCCUUUGACUCACGUCAUCCCAUUCUGCUUCCUGGCGGCCACAAUCUAACUCGGCUCUUAAUAAGUCGGGAAUACGCUCGUAACCUUCACGCUGGUCCGCAGGCCACUAUGGCCGCGGUCCGCCAAACAUUUUGGCCACUAUCUUUACGGUCAAAUACGCGCAAGAUCAUACAAAAGUGCGUAAUUUGCUUCAAGGCCAACCCACGGCACUCGCAAACCAUAAUGGCCCCGCUCCCGGCUGGCCGCACUACGGUGUCGCGUCCCUUCUCGCGCUGCGGGGUCGACUACGCCGGCCCGUUCGCUAUAAGAGAGGGAAAAAGACGAAAUUCUAAAAACCACAAGGCAUAUAUAGCCAUAUUCGUCUGCUUUGUACCCAAAGCGGUACACAUCGAGGUAGUGAGUGACCUGGCCAUUGAUGCCUUCUUGGACGCAUUCAAGCGUUUUAUCUCACGCAGGGGCAAACCAGUCCACAUGUUUUCCGACAAUGGAAAUAACUUUGUUGGCGCUAAUAAGCAGCUCCAAGAGUUGCACGAAUUCUACGUUCAGGCUAAGGCGCGGGGUCAGAUCAGUCAAUUUUUACAUGAUCAACAAAUUUCUUGGAGUUUCAUUCCGCCGAAUGCUCCUCACUUCGGGGGAUUAUGGGAGGCAGCGGUUAAAUCCGCGAAAUUACACAUGACUCGGGUUGUCGAUGGAGCUCACUUAACAUUCGAGGAGCUUCAAACUAUCCUAUGCGAGACAGAAGCCAUUCUUAAUUCGCGACCUAUUACGGCCAUGAGCUCGGACCCUAACGACAUGUCACACCUAACCCCAGGACAUUUUCUGAUCGGCACGGCACUGAACAGUUUUCCUUCCAGGGACUUAGACGACGUUCCGGAGAAUCGAUUGCUCCGUUGGCAGAGGAUUCAUCAGAUUCUGCAGCACUUCUGGCGUCGCUGGAGCACAGAGUAUUUACAAUCAUUGCAGCAACGUUCUAAGUGGAAGGCACCAGCAAAAUCUGGAUCAACGUUUUACAAUUAUAAGGGAAGUCACAGUAUACAUUUGAUGGCAGUGGCUUCAGCAUCAUAUCGAUUUCUUCUUGUCGACAUUGGAGCUAAAGGUCGUCAUAGUGAUAGAGGAGUAUUUAAGAACUCUCUAAUGGGACAAAUGUUUGCUGAUAAUGAACUUGAUGUACCUUCACCUUCCCCAAUCAUCGAGAACGGAGAUCCAAUGCCUUAUGUAUUGGUGGCAGAUGAGGCGUUUCAACUGACCCAUUAUACAAUGAGACCAUUUCCAGGCAAAACAAUAUCAUAUGAUCAACGAAUUUUUAAUUAUCGUUUGAGCAGAGCUCGAAGAAUUAUUGAAAACACCUUUGGCAUAAUGGUGGCACGAUGGAGAAUCUUUGAAGGACCAAUAAAUACAUUAUUAAAAACGGCAGAAAAAAUUGUGAAAGCUUGUAUAGUAUUGCAUAAUUUUUUAAUGGAUAAACCGCAGUACUGCAGGCCUGGUUUUGCCGACUCCAUACAGUUGGAUGGAACAGUAAGUCUUGGUGAAUGGCGCCAAGAAAUACGAAAUGGGCUCCAGUCGAUAAGAAGAGUAGGAAGCAACACUCAUGCUCGGAAUGCAGCCACUGUGAGGGAGAACUUUAAAAACUACUUCCUUGAUAUAUUGGAGCUGUUCCGUGGCAAUGGGACAUUGUCUAACAGAUUAAAGAAACUUAUAUAA
This is a messenger RNA of Trachymyrmex cornetzi, 2568 nucleotides long. RefSeq lists its product as uncharacterized. The record is from RefSeq and is a predicted model, not a curated record. The transcript is spliced from 4 exons. Bases 1 to 2568 code for a protein of 855 amino acids. Gene Ontology annotation, biological process: DNA integration. NCBI's taxonomy places the organism in Eukaryota, Metazoa, Arthropoda, Insecta, Hymenoptera, Formicidae. Gene Ontology annotation, molecular function: nucleic acid binding.